Messenger RNA from Etheostoma cragini (Arkansas darter), 5862 nucleotides. Its product is annotated as electrogenic sodium bicarbonate cotransporter 1-like. Bases 327 to 3650 code for a protein of 1107 amino acids. The record is from RefSeq and is a predicted model, not a curated record. Gene Ontology annotation, biological process: transmembrane transport; monoatomic anion transport; bicarbonate transport. Gene Ontology annotation, molecular function: monoatomic anion transmembrane transporter activity; solute:inorganic anion antiporter activity; sodium:bicarbonate symporter activity. The transcript is spliced from 27 exons. Gene Ontology annotation, cellular component: basolateral plasma membrane; plasma membrane. Lineage: Eukaryota; Metazoa; Chordata; Actinopteri; Perciformes; Percidae.
CUUUAAAUAUGGAAAAAGACACGCUGCGCUCACAGUCUCUCCUCACUGCUCCAGAGAGACCCAGAACCCGCUUUUUCUUCAAGAUGUCAUCUGGGCACGAGCUGAACAAGUCCAUCACGAUGUGAGGACCGUGUUACGUGUUCAGAUUGAGUCGAAGAAACCAUUCCAGCGAGACAGCUCUCGGCGUCCCUCGACUUCAUUACUUGUACCCUCUUGAAAAGCGCCACAGCUUGCGCAGGUGAAGAUUUCAAAACACUGACUACAAGCGACUUGCCACGACUGCUGGAUGCCAGACUGAUCAUCUUUUAAAGGCGAAGUUUGUCACCAUGAGUACCGAAAAGAAAGUGGAAGAUGAGGCAGUCUUGGACAGAGGAGCGUCCUUUGUCAAACACGUCUGCGAUGAAGGGGAAGUUGAAGGUCACCACACUGUGUACAUUGGUGUGCAUGUUCCCAAAAGCUACCACCGCAGGAGACGCCACAGACGCAAGUCUGGCCACAAGGAGAAGCGGGAACGGGCGGAACACAGUUCAGAAGGAUACAAGUCGGAUGGGGAGAACGCAGACGAAUCCCCCGCAAGCAUCCUCAAGCCUCUCAUUUCUCCAGCUGAGAGGAUCAGGUUCAUCCUGGGAGAGGAGGACGAUGGUCCCCCACCCCCUCAGCUCUUCACCGAGCUGGACGAGCUCCUGGCCGUGGACGGUCAGGAGAUGGAGUGGACAGAGACAGCCAGAUGGAUCAAGUUUGAGGAGAAGGUGGAGAAGGGCGGCGAGCGCUGGAGCAAGCCGCACGUGGCCACGCUGUCCUUACACAGCUUGAUGGAACUGAAAAGUUGCAUCGAGAAGGGCACCAUCAUGCUGGACCUGGAGGCCUCCACACUGCCGCAGGUUGUCGAGAUGAUCACCGACAACCAGAUUGAGAUUGGUCAGUUGAAGGCGGACAUGAAGGAGAAGAUUAUGUACACGCUGCUACGGAAGCAUCGUCACCAGACCAAGAAGUCUAACUUGCGCUCCCUUGCUGACAUUGGCAAGAGUGUUUCCAGUGCAAGUAGGCUCUUUACCAACCAGGAGAAUGCGCGCACCCCCACUGAACAGCACCCUGUGCCUUGUUUAAACACACAAGACCCAGAGAAACCAUGUGAGGUCACGAGGAGCGCCAGCAUGGGAUACCUCUGUAGCCCGACUACAGCCCACAGAAACCUCACCUCCAACAGCCUGAGUGACUUCUCUGACAAACCAGAGAAGGAUCAGCUAAAGAAUAAAUUCAUGAAAAAAUUGCCCCGUGAUGCAGAGGCAUCCAACGUGCUGGUUGGAGAGGUGGACUUCCUGGAAACUCCUUUCGUGGCGUUUGUGCGUCUGCAGCAGGCCGUCAUGCUCGGGGCUCUGACCGAGGUCCCUGUGCCCACAAGAUUCCUCUUUGUCCUGCUGGGUCCCAAAGGUAAAGCAAAGUCCUAUCACGAAAUUGGAAGAGCAAUUGCCACCCUGAUGUCAGAUGAGGUGUUCCAUGAUAUUGCCUAUAAAGCCAAGGACAGGCAGGACCUGCUGGCUGGUAUCGAGGAGUUCCUGGAUGAGGUCAUCGUGCUGCCGCCCGGAGAGUGGGACCCUGACAUCAGGAUAGAGCCACCCAAGUCUCUGCCCUCGUCAGACAAAAGAAAGCACAUGUAUGCCGGAUCGGAGGCGCCUCAGAUGAACGGCGACACUCCCCAUGAUGCGGGACAUGGGGGGGGAGGAGGACACGAGGUCGGAGAGGAACUUCAGUUCACUAGAAAGUUUUGUGGAGGUCUUGUCCUGGACGUCAAGCGGAAGCUGCCGUUUUUUGCCAGCGACUUCUAUGAUGCGCUACACAUCCAGUCUCUGUCGGCCAUCUUGUUCAUCUAUCUGGGCACAGUCACCAACGCGAUCACGUUUGGAGGCUUACUUGGUGACGCUACGGAUAACAUGCAGGGAGUGUUGGAGAGUUUCCUGGGUACGGCACUGACAGGAGCAGUGUUCUGCCUGUUGGCUGGCCAGCCCCUGACGAUUCUCAGCAGCACAGGCCCGGUGCUCGUCUUUGAAAGACUCCUCUUCACUUUCAGCAAAGACAACACCCUGGACUACCUUGAGUUUCGGCUGUGGAUCGGCCUGUGGUCGGGAAUAUUCUGUCUGGUGCUGGUCGCCACGGAUGCCAGCUUCCUCGUGCAGUACUUCACGCGAUUCACCGAGGAAGGCUUCUCUGCGCUCAUCAGCUUCAUCUUCAUUUACGACGCUUUCAAGAAGAUGAUAAAGCUGGCCCACCACAACCCGAUUAACUCUGAUUAUGAUCCCAACUUUGUCACCUACUACGACUGCAGCUGCAUGCCUGCUGGAAACUCCUCAGCUCCUUUUGAUGUCUCUGCAUGGACAAACCGUACUGAUCUGUCUGUGAAUGCCACCUGGGCGUCCCUGACCAAGGAGCAGUGUCUGACGGUUGGGGGACAGCUGGUGGGAGAGGCCUGUGGCUAUGUGCCUGACAUCACCCUGAUGUCCUUAAUCUUGUUCUUUGGGACCUACACCUGCUCCAUGGGUCUGAAGCAGUUCAAGACGAGCCGCUUCUUUCCCACCACAGUGAGGAAGCUCAUCAGUGACUUUGCGAUCAUCUUGGCCAUUCUCCUCUUCUGUGGCGUGGACGCUUUUGUCGGUGUGGGCACUCCAAAGCUCAUAGUGCCAAGCGAAUUCAAGCCCACGAAUCCACUGAGGGGCUGGUUUAUUCCUCCUUUUGGAAGGAACCCUUGGUGGGUGUACCUGGCAGCCGCACUCCCCGCUAUACUGGUCACCAUUCUGAUAUUUAUGGACCAGCAGAUCACUGCUGUGAUCGUCAACAGGAAAGAGCACAAACUCAAGAAAGGAGCAGGGUAUCACUUGGACCUGUUAUUGGUUUCCAUCCUGAUAAUUGUCUGCUCUUUCAUGGGCCUGCCCUGGUACGUGGCCGCCACUGUCAUCUCCAUCGCCCACAUUGACUCUCUGAAAAUGGAGACCGAGACGUCGGCCCCCGGGGAGCAGCCUAAAUUCCUGGGUGUCAGGGAGCAAAGAGCCACUGGUAUCUUUGUGUUCCUCCUGACAGGACUCUCUGUCUUCAUGGCCCCGAUCCUCAAGUUCAUUCCCAUGCCUGUGCUCUACGGUGUGUUCCUCUACAUGGGUGUGGCGUCACUCAAUGGUGUCCAGUUCAUGGACCGCUUGCAGCUGCUCCUGAUGCCAGCCAAGCACCAGCCGGACCUGAUCUACCUGCGGCACGUCCCACAGAGACGCAUCCACCUCUUCACCUUCGUCCAGGUCCUGUGUUUGGCCCUCCUCUGGAUCCUCAAAUCCACCGUGGCCGCCAUCAUCUUCCCUGUCAUGAUCUUGGCGUUGGUUGCCGUUCGCAAGGCGAUGGACUACGUGUUCUCCCAGCACGACCUCAGCUACCUGGACGACGUCAUCCCAGAGAAAGACAAGAAAAAGAAAGAGGAUGAGAAGAAGAAGAAAAACAAGAAGAAGGGAAGCAUAGACAGCGAAAUCGACUUUUCUGACUACCCCUACCAAGAAAAUGUACCCAGUAUAAAAAUCUCUAUGGAUAUAAUGGAGCAGGAGCCCAUGUUGGGUGCUAAAUCUAUGGAUAGAGAUAAACCCCAGAAUUUCCUUAACCCGCAUUCAUCGUGCUGAGCGCUACUUUGAGUCUCCAACAGUGGCAGAGUGAUCUGGAGAGAGGUCCACACACAAAAGGUUUGCCUCAGAUUCGAAUAGACAGGAGAGCUAAGGAUAAAGCUUUCUUCUGGAGGAAGGGCUCCGAAUCAGAUCUGUGAAGGAAUUAUCCAAAGAUGCAACAGAACCAACGCAACAUGGCAAACAUCAUCUUUUGUACUAUCACACCACUUUGUAACAGUAUUUUUUUAAACAUAUUCCCUGCGUGAGGAUUUCAAUCAGAAUGGGUGGAAGUAUUUGUCGUUCAAUUGAAACACUUUGUUGGUACUGAGUUUAAUGCGGGCUGUCACAGGACCGGUUCGAGCACUCUUCAUCUGCAUGAGUUCACGCAGAAAACCAAAGGGCUACUUAAGGUCAUCUGUCUGCAGUUUGUAUAGGACAUUAUUUCUUAUGAAUGUCUGUGCUAAUAAUUUAUAACAAGCAUCCAGCUAAAAAUUUAUUAUCAUAAAAUAUUUCUGGGGUACAGUAAGUUUGUAGAACAAAGAGUUCUUCCAAAUAGCACUGGACGUAACCAGCCUCUCACCUGAUAGUACUGUUUUGAAUAUGAGUUCUUUUUUAAUGUUCCUUUUUGGAGUUUGAAGCACGACUACUGGAAUGUUUAGAUUAAAACAUAGUGGAGGUACUGCACAUCCUCCUUUUUACUUAUACUGAACAAAAGGGCUACAAAAGGUCAUGUAUGCACAGUUACAUCAAUAUUAUGUAUGGGCAUAACAAUUAUUUAACAAGCAUCCAUCUAAGCCUGCACAUUAACAAAACCCACCCAGGAGAGCGUGGAGAAUACCAUGUUUGUUUCUCUAUGGUAAGAAGUAAAUGGCUCAACUAUACAAACUAGAACUUUUUGGAACAUUUUUGUCAAAUCUUUCCUUUUUUCUUAUAUUUAUUAUAUUUAAACUGUCUGCAAAUGAAUUAGCUGUUUUAAUCGUAUGGCUAUAUCAUUUAACUUCCCCAAUUUGAAGAUAUUCUUUCUGUGGUCUAAAUCCACUCAGCUGUCUUUUCCUUGUUUUAGGGAGAUAUAGAUUAUACAUGAAUGUAGCUCUACCUCUUACAUUUCUGUAGGUGCCAGGCAUGUUUUUAUAUAUAUAUAUAUAUAAAAACAUCUGUCGCACAAUUGUGAUCAAAAACGGAUUUAUGUUACUCCAACUGGCACUGCGUAGGACCUCUGAAUCUGAAUCUUCACUUUGAGUUCUUUUUCGCUCUGACACUUAAGAGAUUGCAUUUUGUUUUUUUUUGCUUGUCAAUAUGAUAAAAUUUGGAAUGAUUUCUGCCAUGUUUUUAAAAGGUAAUUCCACAAAAAUCAUUUUCUUUUUGAAGUUUUGCUUACAGAAUUUAGGGGGAAAGCGAUGGCCUCCAACGUUCUCACACACUUGACUGUGUCCAUCCCUAAAAGCUUAUGAGUUUAACUUUCCUUUUUAAAAUGUGAUCAUUUUUCAAAUCAGAGUACUUUUUCUAAUCAUGCUAUGUGAGUGUUUUUGUUUUUAUUGCAAAUCAACAAACAAUCACUGUGAGGCAAUGAAAUGUUGUGACUUCCAUUCCUGGAAGAAAUACUGCUUUAAAGCGUACAGGGCAAAAGGUGUUUGUCCAACAGUUGACCAUUGACAUUUUGAUAAGACACUACCUUUUAAUGUAUCAUUAUCCAAAUUCCAUUUAGUGACAGUUUUAUGUCUUAAAUUUUCCUGUAUUAUUUAAAUGACUUGAUCAAGCGUCUAUUGCUGAUUGAAGUACACAUUGUACUUAACUUAAACUUAUUUAGGGUAUGAAUGCCUAUCUGAAUGUAAUAUCUCAAUCAUUUGAAAUACAUAUAUUCCUUGAAGAAACGGCCGUGCACAAUUAGCGCUGCUUCUGAUCUGAUUUGUAGAUAGGCGAUAAUUAAUGCUUCCGCAAUCACAUUAAUAUGCUUUCAAGAUGUGAAGCACAAGAAAGUAGUUUGGAACCAAAAAUCUAAAACCACAUUAUCUUCCGCUCCGCUCUGUUCUGUGAUCUGUACAUCUUGACUUUUUGACUCGGGUUCUGAUUCCACAAUCAAUGUAACGUUUUUGAACUCUGAAACAAAUUUUAUACACUGAUCUUAUGUGCUCUAAUAACCAUAGAUUACUCGAAAGAAAGCAGAUGUCUGUUUUUUUUAAGGUGUAGUGUUUUGAAUGAAAGCAAUAAAACAGUCCAAAUGAUUCUUAAA